GGCAAUCAUCAUAUUUUUCUCAAACAAAAGAAAAUACUGAUGAAAUAAUUAAAGAUAAAUUACGUUUUUAUACAAAAUGUUUAAAACAAUUAGCAUCGACUUCGAAUAUAAAAGAAAAAUUUCAACAUGAACCAUUAAAAAGUGAUUUAAUGAAUAAACCGUGGUGUUUAGCUUAUCGAAUAAUUGAAAAUAAUGAAACUAUUUUUGAAAUAGUAAAACCAACUGAUGUUUAUCUUAAUGAUGAUCAUCAAUCAGUAAUUGAUCUUCAACCAUUAUGUGCACCGGAUGAAUUAGAUAUAAUUAAAUUAUAUGAAAUAUUUGGAGCACAAUGGUUAUCGGAAACUGUAAAAAGAACUUUAAUUCAUACUGGUCAAAUAUUUACGACAGAGCGAAGUAAACAACUUUCGGAAUUGAUUGAUUAUCGUUUGGAUAUGUUAUUUGUAAAUAAAAGAGGAGAUUAUUUAGAAAAUAUUGAUGAAAAACGUUUAGAUUUAUUACGAAAAAAUUUAUUUGUUUAUGAAAGUGAAGGAAUUCAAUGUGAAAUAACAUUUCAAGAUCGAACAAUUAAAUUAGAUAAAUCAACAAAUUGUAGUUCAUGUGUUCUUGAAUAUGAUAAAAAUCAAGUGAAUUUAUAUAUUCAUAAAGAUCUUCCAACACUUGAUUAUAUUGAUAUUGUCAGUGAAUUAACUCGAUUUGUUCAUCGAAAACCACUUGAAACAUUAGUUCAUUCAAUUAGUGAUAAACUUUCAUCACCAUUAGAAACACUUAAACGACGUGGAAUACCUGUUGAUAGAUUAUUAAAAAAUAAACAACCGCUAAAAUUAUUAUUGAGAAAAGAAAAUAUUUUACAAGAUUUUGAUUCUCAUUAUCAACAAUCGAUAGAAAAAGCAUCAGAUGGAUUUCUUCAAAGUUUGAAAGAUUUCUUAACUCCUUCAAUUGAAAAUUAUUCAAGUAAUAUUAAAAGAAAUUGUAUAGAUGAUUUUGGAAAACAUCAAAAUUUAAAUAAAAUUGAUUUGAAUCAAAUAACACAAACAAGUCGUUCAUAUUCACAAAAUGAAUUUCAACAUUCGGAAUAUUCACGACGUGAAAAUAAUAAUUUAUGUGAAUAUAUUCCAUC
Molecule: messenger RNA, 1117 nt
Organism: Adineta steineri
Lineage: Eukaryota; Metazoa; Rotifera; Eurotatoria; Adinetida; Adinetidae
Source: the annotation of a GenBank genome assembly